GAAAAGCGUUAGGGGAACUGGCCUCGGGUGCAUUCACCAUAGCCAAGUCUCUACUUGUAGUACGAAUGUGAAAAGAUUCGGAAGACCAUCAAUGCCAUUGUAGAUUUUUUUUUAAAUAGCAUGCAUUGUCUUGACUCGUCCAUCUAGCUCGGGGGUUGUUCUGACACGAUCAACGUGCAAAAAAAAAAGGAGAUGGUCUCAAAUAUAAAAGGACCUGCACUGAAUGGGUGCGCUUGCACAAGGUCCACAGUUCUCUCUCUUGACAAGAAACAAAAUGUUCAAAGGCUCUCCAUCUGCAACCCGCCGCGAACUUGGCCUGUUCUUUGCAGGACUCGUUGCGCUUUUUGGUGGCUUUGGCGUAGCAGUUUCUCUAAUAAAGUAUGAUACGGAGUGCCGUAUCACCUAUUGCAUGGACAAACCCGUCGGAAACGAUCGGCAUUGGAUGGUUCUUAAUUCGGUUUAUGUAUUUUACUCUUACAUCCUGGCUGUCUGCAUUGCAACGUUCAUUAUCCGUCAGUUCUCGAGCCUUGACUCUUUUUUCCGGCGCCGGCUGGCAAUUCCCUUUGGCGUCCGCCGCGUUCAUCUCCCAUUCUCCAUCGGCGAGGGACUCUUCCUAUCCACAGCCCUUGGUGUACUUUUGUGGAAAUUCGCCUACUUUGAAAUGUACUAUUAUCGCAGCGGUGUCAAGCCAAAGGGCAAAAACAGUUACAUGUUUCAAUGGUUCAACCUGUUCAGCCAUUCAACAGGAAACCCGCUCGACAUGUUCAUUGGGUUUGUUCUCAUCCCAGUCUCACGCAACAGCCCUGUGGCAACGUUGUUGAAGGUUCCGUUUGAUGGUGCCCUCCGGAUUCAUCGGUUCUUUGGGUACUGCAUGUUCGGGUGGAGCGUUAUGCACGCGGCAUCCUUCUUUACAAAGAUUGGCCUUUCGGUCCAAACCUACGCUGAGGCUCUGUUUGCUACGAGCGUUGCGAAGCCAGAUAUCCACAGUUACAGAGACCUGAUGGGUCUUUGCGCAUUCGUAUGCUUUGUCAUUGGAUCUUUAUCAUCUCUUCCCUUUAUCCGGAGGCGCCACUUCAACACCUUUUACAUUCUGCACGGGUUUAUGUUGAUCAUGAUCCUGUUUGCUUGUUUGCAUGGGUCCACCAACUUUUAUUUCGCUGUGCCCGGUAUCAUUCUCUGGAUCGUGGACAUUGCAAUCCGUGCCACGGGGAGGUGGAACCCACAAUUGUCCAUCGACAAGGUUGUACGGGAGGAGCCAGGUUACCUUCGUCUCGAAAUCCAAGCGACUCGACCAUGCUCCUACACACCAGGUCAAUACAUCUUCCUCAACAUACCUCGCAUCUCGACACUAGAAUACCACCCUUUCAGUCUCUGUGGCUCUCCAACAUCCAACCGUUUCACUAUCCUUGUUGGGCCAUCCGAAAAACCCAAAGAAUGGACUGCCAAACUUUACGACGCGCUAACACAGCCCAAAGACAUGGAAGCAGGGUCAAUGAUCCACACGUCUGUCCACAUUGAAGGCCCGUUCGGACAGUGUGGGUUCGAUGUCACUCAGGCUGACGUUGUAGCAUGUUUUGUAACGGGGACGGGUGUGGCACCGGCAUUUGGACUCGUGCAGUGCGUGGAAGCAUUGAGACGCAGUGGGGAGGGUGGCCGCCUCAAAAAACUUUUAGUAUUUUGGAGCAUCAGAGCCAACGGGGCACAACGAACAAGCGCUGUGAAUCAGCUGUUGGCGUCCCCCCAAUUGGCCGGUAUACUCGAGUUUCACAUCUUUAACACAACCGUACAUGAAAUCAAUGUCACGACGACAAACGUAUCAUCGAAAACUCUGGAGGAAAAACUCGACGAGGGACUCGAGACUGAGAACGGAUCUCUAACAGUCACACCUCACCGAAUGUCCCCUCACACCAUCUUCCAGUCUCAAAUAAUACCACACCUUGCACCGUCUUCCCGCCUAGGCGUCUUUUUGUGUGCCGCAGAGGGUCUUGCAAAAAAUGUGCGGGAUGAGGUGGCGGACUUGAAGCGAGAUGUUUGGGUACAUGAGGAGAGUUAUCAAUUUUGAUUGCUCUGUAAUGACAAUGUUAAUAGGACAAGUGGGGGUUGGAAAUUGGAAUAAAGGUUUAGACGCUGGUUGAUCCUCGUCUUUUGCCGUCAAUAAAAACACAAGAUUAUCCAGAACCGC
Molecule: messenger RNA, 2182 nt
Organism: Spizellomyces punctatus DAOM BR117
Lineage: Eukaryota; Fungi; Chytridiomycota; Chytridiomycetes; Spizellomycetales; Spizellomycetaceae
Exons: 4
Coding region: 224-2062 (612 amino acids)
Cellular component (GO): plasma membrane
Molecular function (GO): oxidoreductase activity
Source: RefSeq, a predicted model, not a curated record